This is a messenger RNA of Nelumbo nucifera (sacred lotus), 2674 nucleotides long. RefSeq names its product Glycosyl hydrolase family 47 protein. Gene Ontology annotation, biological process: mannose trimming involved in glycoprotein ERAD pathway; carbohydrate metabolic process; endoplasmic reticulum mannose trimming. Gene Ontology annotation, cellular component: membrane; endoplasmic reticulum. Gene Ontology annotation, molecular function: mannosyl-oligosaccharide 1,2-alpha-mannosidase activity; calcium ion binding. Lineage: Eukaryota; Viridiplantae; Streptophyta; Magnoliopsida; Proteales; Nelumbonaceae. The record is from RefSeq and is a predicted model, not a curated record.
CAACCGCCUAUCCGGUAUCCAAACAAAAUCACGACCGGCGACGUUCAAUCCGAUCACUGAUCUUGCCAUCUGGCAAUUCCCUACAAAGAUCGCUCCGGCUGCAGCUUCCUGGAGAGAGUGGCGAACCAAUUUUAUCCGGCUUCUACUCACAGGCGCACUGAUUUUUCGCAGCCGCAGACGGUGAAGCUUGGAACUCGGGAGGACCCCAAGCCAAGAGCUCUACCGGGAAAAUCAAAUCGGAUGUUUGACACAACCAAGACGGGGCGAAGGAAUGGAGAAAGCGGUGAAAAUGCUGAAGCCAUCAUCAAUUCUAUGUGUAUUCGUUCUCAUAUUCUCUGCCAUUUCUGUCGACAGAGCUGUGGCAGAAGGUGUUACUCCCGAUGAAGCUAAACAGCUUAGAGACGAGGUGCGUGAAAUGUUCUACCAUGCCUUUGAUGGUUACAUGGAGCAUGCUUUUCCACUUGAUGAGUUGAGACCUCUGACAUGUACAGGAGAAGACACACUUGGUGGUUAUGCCUUAACACUUAUUGACUCCUUGGACACAUUAGCCUUAUUUGGCGAUCGUGAGAGAUUUGCUGCCUCUGUUGAAUGGAUUGGUAAAAACCUUCAUUUUGAUAUUAACAAAACAGUAUCUGUUUUUGAGACUACAAUCCGGAUCCUUGGAGGUUUGCUUUCUGCUCAUCUCAUUGCAAGUGAUUAUGCUACGGGAAUGGGAAUUCCAUCCUAUGAUAAUCAGUUGCUUCACUUAGCUGAGGAUCUUGCACACAGACUGUUACCUGCAUUUGAUACUCCUACAGGAAUCCCGUUUGGAUCUGUCAAUCUAUUGCAUGGAGUUGAUGAAAAUGAAAGCAAGAUAACAUCAACGGCUGGUGGAGGGACUUUAACCCUAGAAUUUGGAAUACUGAGUAUUUUAACAAACAACCCAGUUUUUCAGCAAGUCACAAAAAAUGCAGUGCGUGGUAUUUGGGCCCGCCGCUCAAAACUGAACCUUGUUGGUGCUCAUAUCAAUGUCUUCACAGGUGAAUGGACCCAGAAGGAUGCUGGAAUAGGUACCAGUAUCGACUCUUUUUAUGAGUAUCUUCUAAAGGCUUACUUAUUAUUUGGAGAUGAGGAAUACUUAUUCAUAUUUCAAGAAGCUUACAAGGCUGCAAUGCACUAUCUUUACAAUGAUCCUUGGUAUGUGGAGGUGAAUAUGAACUCUGCUGUUAUUGUCUGGCCACUGUUUAAUAGUCUGCAGGCAUUCUGGCCAGGACUUCAGGUUCUAGCUGGGGAUAUUGAUCCUGCUAUUCGUACACAUGCAGCCUUCUUUAGUGUGUGGAAAAAAUAUGGCUUCACCCCAGAGGGUUUUAACCUUGCUACACUCAGUGUUCAGCAUGGGCAAAAAAGCUAUCCACUGCGUCCAGAAUUAAUGGAGAGCACAUAUUGGCUUUACAAAGCUACAAGAGAUACAAGAUACCUUGAUGCUGGACGUGAAAUGGUUGCCAGCCUCCAAUAUGGGGCCCGAUGCCCUUGUGGAUAUUGCCACAUAUCUGAUGUGGUGUCUCACAAACAAGAAGACCACAUGGAGAGCUUUUUCCUUGCUGAAACAGUUAAAUAUUUAUGGCUUCUAUUUGAUUUGGCUGCGGGGUCAGACAACCUGGUUGAAAAUGGUCCAUAUAAGUAUAUAUUCAGCACUGAAGGCCACUUACUGCCAGCAACACCUCAAAUAUCUCUAGUAAAUGAGCAUUGCUCUUACUUUGGGGCAUUCUGCAAAAAUGAUGAUAUUAGAAAGAGAUCACGAAUAUCAGAUAUCUCAGUUGAUCCUCAAGAGGCUAAUAAUACAUUGCAUGAAAGUUGGGUUCCUAAUAGGUUUCCAUCAGACCCUCUAUACCGUAACUUCAUUUCAGUAUCUGGUGUGAUCAAGGGGCUCUGUCCAGGAUUAACUCAUGGGCAGAAAUUUGGAGUAUCAUAUCUUGCUGCAACAGAUACAGAUAAUGAGGAUGAAUUGACAAAGCAGCAAGAGAGUAAUGUGGCUCAGAGCUAUUCUUUGUUGGUCACUAACAUAGCUAAUGAUUCACAGCCCAAUGACAAUAAGAAUAGUGACGAUGCUCAGGAACCAAAUCAGGGCAAUUCAGAGUGACCCUUCCUGGAGAUGAUGAAAGAAAAAUUCAAAGGAAUUCAAUCUGUUGGAAUGAUCAGGAUCUGACCUGCCAACAUCCUGUUGUUACUUAGCUUGCUCCAGACUGGAAGUCUCAAAGAAUGCUGCAUGCAGGGAUGUUGUAAAGCUUCAAAACAGGUUUGGGCUUUCGGGUAAUGUGUAAAAGGACCUUCCUGUGUAAUGAUAAAUUCAGGUGGAUUUCAUUAACAAGGGCGGCAAUUUUGAGAUCACAGGUCAGAUAAUCUUGCUACCAAAAGAAGAAACGAGGAAACUCUGAACACAUGUAGAAGAACCUGAGUGAGUGACCGUCGUGUGAUAUUGUUUUGGUCCUAUUUUUUCUUCAUAAGCAUAACUUAAAACAAACACAUGAAUCUCUAUUUACUAGAUCUUUUUUUUUUUUCUUUUGCUACUAAAGGAAGUCGAAUAAUCCAGAAUAAAAAGAUAAAUCAAUCAGUUACGACUAGAGUUGUAUUUAUUGGAAACUUGAACAUAAUGAUUGCUUUAAAAAGGGAGCAGUGAUGCACUCAUUCUGGUCCA